This is a messenger RNA of Penicillium maclennaniae, 1905 nucleotides long. RefSeq names its product putative alpha-amylase. Gene Ontology annotation, biological process: carbohydrate catabolic process. Bases 1 to 1905 code for a protein of 634 amino acids. Lineage: Eukaryota; Fungi; Ascomycota; Eurotiomycetes; Eurotiales; Aspergillaceae. The transcript is spliced from 9 exons. The record is from RefSeq and is a predicted model, not a curated record. Gene Ontology annotation, molecular function: starch binding; calcium ion binding; alpha-amylase activity.
AUGAGACUACUUCUCUCUGUGGCUCUGUGCUUUGCACAGGUUGUUGCGGGCCUCACACCCGCUGAAUGGCGCAGCCAGUCUAUCUAUUUUCUUCUCACGGACCGUUUUGGUCGUAACGACAAUUCCACCACCGCAGCGUGCGAUGUUAGUGAUCGAGUCUACUGUGGGGGAAGUUGGAAGGGAAUCAUCAAUCAUCUGGAUUAUAUCCAAGGAAUGGGAUUCACUGCAAUCUGGAUCACACCAGUGACUGAGCAACUGUCACAAGACACUGGAGAUGGAGAGGCUUACCACGGAUACUGGCAGCAGAAGAUAUACGAUAUGAACACCAACUAUGGCGCCGCUAAUGACCUCCUUGCGCUGUCAAAGGCACUGCAUAAUCGUGGAAUGUAUCUUAUGGUAGAUGUUGUGGCCAACCAUAUGGGAUAUGAUGGAGCAGGCAACACGGUUGACUACAGUGUUUUUGACCCCUUCGACUCGUCCUCCUAUUUCCACUCAUACUGUCUCAUCAGUAACUACGAUAAUCAAACCAAUGUAGAGGAUUGUUGGCUCGGUGACACUACAGUAUCUCUCCCAGAUCUCAACACCGAGUUGUCAUCUGUUCAAAAACUCUGGUAUGGAUGGAUUUCGAAUUUAGUCUCGAACUAUUCCAUCGACGGGCUGCGCAUCGACACCGUGAAGCAUGUCCAACAGUCUUUCUGGCCCGGUUACAAUCAUGCUGCAGGUGUAUACUGUGUGGGAGAGGUCUUGAGUGGGGACCCGGCAUAUACCUGCCCAUAUCAGAACUAUCUCGAUGGUGUUCUGAAUUACCCAAUUUAUUACCAACUGCUCUACGCGUUUGAGUCUCCCAGUGGGAGCAUCAGCGGCCUGUAUAAUAUGAUCAACUCGGUAGCUGCAGACUGUGCCGACCCAACUCUGCUUGGAAACUUCAUCGAAAACCAUGACAAUCCACGAUUUGCAUCUUAUACGAGUGACUACUCUCAAGCAAAGAAUGUCAUAUCCUUUGUGUUCUUGUCCGAUGGGAUUCCAAUCGUAUAUGCGGGACAAGAGCAGCACUAUAGUGGAGGCAACGACCCCAACAACCGCGAAGCCACCUGGCUAUCAGGCUAUUCGACCACAGCUGAGCUCUAUGAGUUUAUCGCUACUACAAACAAGAUCCGCAGUCUUGCGAUCUCUUCAGAUUCCUCCUAUAUCACGUCAAAGAAUGAUCCUUUCUACUCGGACAGUCAUACACUGGCUAUGAAAAAGGGCUCAAGUGGUUCGCAAGUCAUCACAAUCCUUUCAAACUAUGGCUCCUCGGGUAGCUCCUAUACUCUGACUCUGAGUGGAAGCGGAUACUCUUCAGGGACGCAACUCAUGGAACUGUAUACUUGCACUUCUGUGACGGUUGACUCGAGCGGCAACCUUGCAGUUCCCAUGGCUUCAGGCCUGCCUCGAGUUUAUAUGCUAGCGUCUUCUGCCAGCGGCAAUGGUCCUUGUGCAACCGGAUCAACGACUACUGCUACAUCCACAUCCACAACGGCCACAACAAAAACAGCCACUUCAGUCAGUUCAUCGACGCAUUCAUCGACUUCAACCAAGACUUGCACACAAGCCACUGCCCUGCCAGUCCUCUUCAAAGAGAUUGUGACCACCGUUUAUGGAGAAAGUAUCUACUUAUCUGGCUCAAUCAGUCAAUUAGGGGAUUGGAAUACCGCCGAUGCUGUCGCUCUCUCUGCAGACGAGUACACAUCUUCCAAUCAUCUGUGGUAUGUCGAGGUGACACUCCCAGUCGGCACCUCCUUUGAAUACAAGUUUAUCGAAAAGGCCGGGUCCUCGGUGACUUGGGAGAGUGACCCGAAUCGGUCAUACACAGUGCCAACAGGCUGUUCGGGAACUACUGCAACUGUAACUGCAACAUGGAGAUAG